AUGUGGGCUUUGCCUGCGUCUCGCGCUGCCAGUCUCGGAAACGGUCUCGAUUUUCUCGGUCCCCGUCUUCUCCGUGACUCGCCUGAGGAAAAAAGGCCCAGAAGGCUUCUUUCGGCGACACUCUGGUUUGUCGCCUCGCUGGAGGCGUCUCUGGCGAGGAAUUUGCGGCAGUUGGGCAUCACGCAUUUGACGCAGGUUCAGGACGCGUGUUUCCUUCCGAUUCUCCUCGGCAAAGACGUCGUGGCUGCGGCGAAACCCGGGACUGGGAAGACGCUCGCGUAUCUCCUUCCGCUCCUCCAGCGGAGUUUGAACAGUUCGUUCGAGUCCACAGACGGCGCCGGCGAGGCGCCUGCGGAGUGCGUGGAUGCCCGCGGCCCAACGAUCUUGAUACUCGUGCCGACACGCGAGCUCUGUCGCCAAGUCGCCUCGACAGUCUCGGCUCUCGCCCCGGCCCUCUCCGUCGCCGUCCUGGACGCCUCGUGGGCCUCUCUGCAUGCGCAGCAACUUCUGCUCGAUUCUUUCGCGCGGGGCGGAGGCAAGCAGCUGGACGUCGUGGUCGGCGCGCCGGAGAGAUGCGAGAAACUGUUCCAGUCUGGGCACCUCCGCCUCGGCCACUUGAGGGCGUGCGUAAUCGACGAGGCCGAUGCGCUCAUGCGUCGCGGUUACGCCGACAAAAUCGAGAGUCUCUUUUACCUCCAGACGCGCCGGGAGGAUGCCGAGACGCAACGAGCAAAUGGGAACGAGGGUGAGAAACAGACAGGCUGCGAGUCGGCGAAGAAAAGGGACUACCCGCGUCAUCGGGUGCAAACGCUCAUCUUCACGGCGGCGAUGCCCCGAGACCUUCAACACAUUGUGGAAGGUCACUUCCGACACGCAGCCAUCUUUAACCUCCUCAAGAAGACGACUCUUCGCGCACCAAACGAGCUGGCGACCUCCGCUUCGCCGCUGUUUUCGCCCGCCACGAGCGCCGCCAGCGCCGCGCCCGACCCUUCUUCUGCGGUUGCUUCCACGUCGUCCACGACGCUCUGUAGCGACACGGUGCGUCACCUCAAAUGCAAAAUCUCCCGAUCUGGAGGCUCUGAAUCUGAAACCCGGUUGCGCACGCUGCUCUACUUGCUUGCCAGAGCGCUGCCUUCCGCAACGCACCGGAACCUCGCUGCAACCGCGAGAGACUCGCGACGCGAAGGUCGCAAAAAAGGAGAAGAAGAACGAGAAAAGACAGAUCAAACGACGUUCCAGUUGGGCGGUGCACACCUCCAAAGUCUCGAAACAGAGACACACAAAUGCAUCGUCUUCGUCGAGACGCAGCAAGAGGUGUCCGUUUUGGUGGCCACUGACGUCGCGGCAAGAGGCCUCGAUGUGCCGGGGGUGACGCUCGUCGUUCACCUCCGCCCCCCCAGGAAUCCAGGCUCGUACAUCCACCGGUCCGGACGCGCCGGCCGAGGCGGGCAUCCUGGCGACAGCGUCGUUCUGUACAGUCCGAGCGAGCGGGAUCGGGUGACAAAAAUCGUUCAGGAGACACAGACGCGUUUCAUCAAUCUCCCACCUCCCACCGAGGCUCAGCAGCAGGAAACGGCGAUUGCGCGAAUUCUCUAUGAACUCUUGGAGGUGAAGGAGGAGCAUUUCCGGCCGUUGUUGCCUCGAGCGGAAGCCCUUAUUGAGGCGCACGGCCCCUCAGUCUUCGCCGCUGCGCUCGCCUUUUUACAGGGCAAGCACCGCGCGCCUCGUCUGACGACAGAACCGCUUGGGACGGAAGAAGACGUUUGUCGCUCUCUGCUGACAGGACGCAAAGGCUUCGCCUCUGUCCUCGUCUACGAUCCGGCGCACCAGGCCCUCGAUAGCACGGCGGCGGCGGCCCGCUAUCUCCGAGCGCGCCUCCCUGAAUCUGCCAGAUACGAUGCCGUGGGACUGGUAUGCAAAAGCGUCAACGGGUACGUAGGCGACGUGGCGGUUGUGUACGCGAAUCAGUUGGUUGACGACGGCGAUGUCUUUUCGGAAAGAAAAGAAACAGGUUCUUGGAGCGGUCCCCCGGUCUAUCCACUUGAGCAGCUCCCCAAGUUGGUCCUCUCGGAGGAAGCGAAGCGCCUGGGAAGGCGCAGAAGGCGCGUCCAGCUGCCUUGGGCGAAAAUGAAGCAACAGGGGUCCGGUUCGUCGGCAAUUGUUCUCGGCAGACGACGGAAAGGAGAAGUCCUCAGGACAGUUGCAGAUAUCAAGCAACACCAAAGAGGCAUCGCCAAACUCUGA
Molecule: messenger RNA, 2244 nt
Organism: Neospora caninum
Lineage: Eukaryota; Apicomplexa; Conoidasida; Eucoccidiorida; Sarcocystidae
Product: putative RNA helicase
Exons: 9
Coding region: 1-2244 (747 amino acids)
Molecular function (GO): RNA binding; ATP binding; RNA helicase activity
Source: RefSeq, a predicted model, not a curated record